UCUUCAUCCUCAAUGUUCUAGCAUAGCAGCUGAAUCUCAUAGAUCCGCCAUGACGGCGACAGAGACCGAGGAACCGCCCGUCACGAGGGUUUAUGUCUCAGGACUGCCGCCUUCCAUGACCAGUGAACAACUGCGUUUACAUUUUCAAGGAGAGUAUCCGGUCACAGACGCUCAUGUUAUAGCAGACCGCAGAAUAGGUUUUGUCGGAUUCUCUUCUCAUGAGGAUGCGAAGAAUGCUGUACGAUACUUCAAUAAAUCCUUCAUUCGGAUGUCAAAGAUCUCUGUCACUUUAGCCAGACCUAUUGAAGUCAAACGCGACGGUCGAGGACAAGCCGCCCCAGUAUCACAACGCUCCUUGCGGCAGCGGCCAGAAAACGGAGAGAGCCAAGACGACACAUCUAGGAAGAGAAAGCGUGAGACAGAUGACAGUGGCCGUGAGAAUGUCGAUUUCCAACGGAGCAACGGUGUUCAGAAGCCUCGCACGCAGGGAGAGUCAAAGGAGGAUGGCGAUUCUCCACAGAGGGUAGAGAAGGACCAAAAGACAGGCGAAGCAUCAGUCGAGGCCACGGAAGAAACAACGGCUGAAGUUGUAACCCAGUCUGACACGGAUUGGCUUCGUGGCAAGACAAGCAGAGUCCUGGAUCUAAUUGAAGAUGAUAGUGCUGCAAGACAACGGCCCGCUAGGGAAGCAGUCAGAAUAAGCCCCGUCGCUGAUGUUUCUGCAAAGGCCCCAGAAGGGGAGGGUGCGACAGAUGUUGAACGUCAGGAACUCUCAGAACAAACUGCACGAGUCUCGGUACCAAAUGCUCGGUUGUUUGUCAGAAAUCUGCCCUUUGACACAAGAGAAGAAGACUUGAGGGCUGCAUUUUCUUCGUAUGGACGAAUAUCUGAGAUUCAUCUAGUGACGGAUACCAGAAAGUCAAUCGGAAAGGGUCUCGGUUACGUUCAAUAUGUCGAGCCGCAAGAUGCUGAGACAGCACUUUUCGAGCUUGAUGGCAAAGAUUUUCGGGGUCGGCUGAUGCAUGUCCUACCUGCAUCGGACAAGAAAACCCAGAACUUGAGUGAAUUCGAGCUUUCCAAGCUGCCGCUUAAGAAGCAAAAAGCCAUCAAGCGAAAAACCGAAGCGUCCAAGGCCACAUUCAGCUGGAACUCACUUUACAUGAAUCCUGACGCCGUCCUUGCUUCGGUAGCUGGCCGCCUCGGAGUGUCAAAAGCAGACUUGCUCGAUCCUGCUUCGGCUGAUGCGGCUGUCAAGCAAGCGCAUGCAGAAACCAGUGUGAUCAAAGAGACCAAAGAUUAUCUGAGAUCCCAUGGCGUGAAUAUUGACGCCUUCAAAACACAGUCCCGCGACGACAGAACAAUCCUGUUAAAGAACUUUUCUUUCGGCACCACUGCGGAAGAACUGUCUGAGAUGCUGAGGCAGUAUGGUACGGUUGAGCGAUUGGUUUUUCCAACUACGGGAACAAUGGCUGUUGCCCAAUACUCGGAGCCCAACUCCGCAACACUGGCCUUGAAACAACUAGCAUACCGAAAUCUGAGAGGCUCUGUGCUCUACCUUGAAAAGGCACCUCGAGGACUAUGGGAAGGUGGCAAGGAUGUCGCAAACUCGGAUAACCCCGUCUUUGUUGAGGACACAAACGGUGAUGCGCCCGGCACCACGGCGACAGUGUUCGUCCGGAAUCUGAAUUUUGCCACCACGACGGCCCGAUUAGUUGAAGCAUUCGCACCCCUCCCUGGUUUCCUCUCUGCAAGAGUCAAGACAAGGACUGAUACCAAACGACCGGGUGAAGUUCUGAGUAUGGGCUUCGGGUUUGUCGAGUUCCGUUCGAAGGCUCAAGCUGAAGCUGCCGCUUCCACUAUGAAUGGUCGCCGUCUUGACGGACACGAACUUCUCGCACAGUUGUCACAAAAGUCCACAGACUUGGCCGAAGAGCGGCGCAAGGAAGAUAUUGCCAAGAAGGUCCAUGCCAACAAGACGAAGAUCAUCGUCAAGAAUUUGCCAUUCGAAGCUACGAAGAAGGACGUACGCGCUCUUUUUGGAGCUUAUGGUCAGCUUCGCACCAUUCGUAUGCCGAAAAAGUUCGAUAGCACUGCCCGUGGGUUUGCAUUUGCGGAAUUUGUCACCGCCAAAGAAGCCGAGAACGCAAUCGAGGCACUCUCCAACACUCAUUUACUCGGCCGCAGGCUCGUUCUCGAUUUUGCCGAAGGCGAGAUCGUUGAUCCUGAGGCUGAGAUCAGAGCCAUGGAGAAGAAGGUCCAGGGCCAUCAGAUUUCAUUAACUCAUCAUAAAAUGACAGGAUCAGCCCGGAAGAAAUUCAAUGUCGAUGCUCGAGACGAUGUUGAACCUCUUUGAAGCAUCGAAGGUGGUGAGGCCCACUUCGCCCCUUGCAGCACCAGCCUCUCCGGACAUCUAUGGACUAACACCCUCCUCAAACCCUUGGUAUUGUCGAUCAAUAUAGCAAUGUCGCUCGUGAUCAGGUUGUCUAGUAUUAUUUUCUUGUGCCGGCUGACUUGCCCGAGUCCAGGGCGGCAGUAUUCGUACUGUCUCGUUUGAGAGUCGUUGUCGGAGCUACCUGGUUCGUUAACAGAUUAUCAGACUUGGAAAGGAAAGCUGCCCUGUGCACGAGCGAUCUAUCUGGUCCAAGUGCCGGACAUGUCCAGUUCACGAAUUCUCCUGGGGUGCUGCUCACUGGCCGAAGCCAUUUGCAUCGAGACUCGAUCGGGCUUGAAGUCGACCUUACCACAUCCCUUGCAUUGCCCUUUUCGCGGCAUUCUGCGUCUGUGCGGCAAGGAUGGCACAGAGACCUUUACGCUGCGAAAUUGCUUGUCUUGCUUGAUCGUCAUUUCUUGGACAGCAACGAAAACAGAGCUUCUGAAUGUGUACUCCUGUCCAACCAAAGUCCGGAAGGGUUGUAGCUGGAGUAAAUCGCGAGGUCUACGAAGAGAUUGCAUCGCUCGUGCAGUGCCUUGUCUAGAAUGACCAUUAUAACACCAUGAUAUACUGGUCACCUCCCAGCAUUCCCUGUCUUUUUCUCAUUCCUGAGUCUUUUUGUUUGCAGACUGUUGCAUUUUUUCCUUCCAGAGCAAGAGCAUAGCCCAC
Exophiala xenobiotica is the source of this 3100-nucleotide messenger RNA. RefSeq lists its product as uncharacterized. The transcript is spliced from 2 exons. Gene Ontology annotation, molecular function: RNA binding. Lineage: Eukaryota; Fungi; Ascomycota; Eurotiomycetes; Chaetothyriales; Herpotrichiellaceae. Bases 50 to 2353 code for a protein of 767 amino acids. The record is from RefSeq and is a predicted model, not a curated record.